CUGGCUUCCAGCACCAUCCCGCCACCCUCACGCAGCACCAUCAUCACUUCUGCAUGAUCCCGCCAGCAGCUGCGAUCAUCUGCGGGAUUGCUCCGUGUCCGCGCGUCUCCUUCAACAUGGACUUGCGGGAUUUGCUUCUGUUUGUUGCAGUCGCCGCCUGCGCAGUGAAAGAUGCAUUUAUCUGACAUUCUUUGGUCCAUUCGAGCCGGAUGACAACAUAUCUGCGUCCUUGGGGGGAGGACCACGCCGAUUGAAGUCUGUCGACAGCCCGUGAGACUAGGUCUGCGGAGGAAAGUCCGUCGUAGUGAAUUCUACGCCGGCCAAUCGACUGGUCUGAUCCCUGGGUCCGGAUUGACGUUAUCCGUAAACCAGUCAGACCACAACAACAAGGCAAGUAAAGCGCUUUUACAGGGGUUCGAGUCCCCGAAGUGGCCCAGAAUUCUGAGGGACAGGUUCAAGUCCUGUUGCCUGAAACACGUGUGGGUUUGAAGUCCCGGAAAAGUCCAGAAUUCUGUAUAAAGGUGUAGGUUCGAGUCCUGCAGCCUAAAACGCGUAAGAGGGUUCAAGUCCCUAAAAGGCCUAUUAAAAUUUAAAAAUAAAUAAAAAUAAAGUUUUUUUGGUGUGAAUGUGUGUGCCUGUGUGAAAGGAGUGAACUUGUUCGAAACAGUGGGCAGCUGGAAACCUUGCGGUGUUAACACAAGGCUGCUUGUUGAAGUAGAACAAGAUUUCAUCUCAUUUGGCUUUAGGUGGAAGGAACCCAGAGUCUAAAACGUGUUUUGCUCCUGGGAGGACCCUAAACGUGUGACCGGAUCAGACAAUAGGUCUGACCUAGAAGCUUGUUGCACGGGGAGUGAAAUUCGGUCCUGAGAGAAAUUCUCUGUUGGUUCUGAUCACACUCUGUGACUAACGUAAAUAAUAAAAAAAAUAAAAAUAACAAAAAACAAAUGGGGAAUUCGAAUAGAAAAGUAGAAUUAACAGGGGAUUCAAAAUACAUGGAAAGAGCUCAUCCAGGCUCAACUACGUUCUUGAGAAAAUGGGAUAAAAACUACAAUUUUAAGGGGAAUCUUGGAGUACAGGCAUGUACUGAAUUAGUUCAAAGAUUACAAAUUAAAAACAAAAUAAAAAAUAAAAAAGAAACAAAAAGUAGUGAAGAAUUAAUUUGUGCUAAACUGUGGUUAAAUGAAGCAACAAAAAGAAAGAAUGGCAUUCAGAAAAGUAAAACUAGGGAAGCAUGUCUGAUUGCUAAAAAAGAGGAUGAUGAAUCAGUUGUGAUAAGACCAAGACCCCUGCAGCAGGCUGCAGCUGAGCUGCAGGGUGAGCGGGGACGUGAUGAAGAAGGGGGGGAACAGAAUCCAGCUGUUUUCUCACCCCCUCCUUAUGAGGGGCCAACUGCUCCUUCCUUGACGGGUCUUUACCCGCCACUGACUGAUUUAAAUAAACCAGAAAAAGAAAAAAUGAUGUUAAGAGGAAAAGGGAAAAAACUUGAAUGGAGUAAAACUAUGGGGGUUGGUUUGGAAGAAGCUGGAGGGUCAUCUGAAAUUGCUGAGACAUUUCCAAUGAUUGAAGUGCCCAAUCCUAGAGCUGGAGAAGAUGGCCAGAGACCUACACUUCUUGUGUUUAGGACCUGGACAGUGGAGGAUGUUAAGAAGGCAGUAGAGGGAGUUAUCUCUCACAGGGAAAAUCCACAUGAUUUUCAUGAGCAAAUGAUGGAAGUUCAGAGAGCUUAUCAUCUGAAUGGCAUUGAAUGUCAACAAGCAUGGAUGACUGCUAUGAAAGCAGACUGGGCAAAAGUAAAGGGAAAUUGGAAUCCUAUGAAUGAUGACGAUCCACCCAGACCUCUUCCACAUAACAGUCAAGAGUUAAUUCAAAGUCUUACACUUUUAGGACAAAGAAUUAGAGAAGCCUUUCCAAUGAGACCUGAUUAUGGAAAGAUUGGUCAAACUAAACAAAAAGAUGGAGAGUUAGUGUCUGAUUUUAGAGUCAGAUUUGAAGAAGUUUUUAAAGCUAACAGUGGACUCAGAGAUGAUGAUAAUGAUGAUGGUGCCUAUAGACAGCAGCUGAAACAAGCCUUACUGCAAGCUAUGAGACCAGAGAUUGCAGACUGGAUAAGGAAGCAUUACAUUGAUCUACCUACAGGAGCACUACAACAGUUUAUGAAUUUUGCUGUUCAUGCAGAAAAAGUGAUGGUGAAUAAGAAGAAAUUUAGAAAUCAAAGUGUAGAUACCUUUUGGCAGGAGGAAAGUAGUGAUGUGUUUUUUGGAAGGAACAUGAACAGAGGAAGAAAUCGUGGACGUGGCCAAGGGCGUGGUCGUGGAAAAGGAAAUUUUAAAGGAAGUUUUAGAGGAAGGUUUAGAGGAAGUAGCAACAGAGGGUCAGAGCAGGUUGAUGAUGGAUGUUGGAUUUGCGGACAGAGAGAUCAUUGGCUGAGAGAUUGUCCUGAAAGAAAGAAAUCAGAUUGACUAGAUGGUAGAAGUAAUGUCAAGAUUAACAAUGAAUCUGAACCAGAAAUUCAACCAAUUUGUGAUGAAUUUUUAGAUCUCACUGAAGUUUGUCUUAUGGAAAAGCCAGAAAUAACUCUUUAUGUUCAGGGACAACCGUUUGUUUUUCUUUGUGACUCAGGGGCUUGUAGAACUGUGAUAAAAAGUCAUUACAAUGAUUUUCCUAAGUCAAAUAAAACAAUACAAAUGAGAUCUGCAGAUGGUCAAAUUGAAACUAAACAUUUGAGUAAACCAGUUUGUUUUGAAAAUCCUGACACUAAUGAAACAACAAGCAUUCCUGUGGUUUUAGCACCAAACUGUCCUUUUAAUCUUUUAGGGAGAGAUGUCAUGAUAAGAUUAAAGUUAGGAAUUUACCCCACCAGAGAAGGGGGGAUGCAAGCACGACGUUGCCCAGAUACAGACAUCUGUGUGCUAGAAGGCAGAGGUGAACCAUACUAUUAUUGGACUUUAGAUCUACCGAAAACUGAUCUUGGACAGACUGCAAAAAACUUAAUGGAAAAAGCAAAAGCCAGAGUGUCACCCCAUGCAGAUUUUAUGUCUCCAGAAAAUCUGUAUGUCAUGUUAAGAUGCAAAAAGUCUCCUGGCCCUGACAGGAGAUAUGAUGAAGCAGUGAGUAAACUAGGAUUUCAAAAAUGUACAAUAAAUGAUUUUUAUUGGAAAGAUGAAACUAGUUUCUGUACUGUGACAGUUACACCAGAAGCAAAAAAUUUAAUGUAUACAGAAAGACUGACAAAUUGGAAACAGAUGGCAGAUGCAGUUCCAUUUAUUUCUUGUUCUAAAGGUUCACGAGAAAAAUGGGAAGAAAUGAAAGAACAUGUGCAGGAAGUGACCUAUACUUUGGACUGGCAGACUGAUCCGGAAACUGGGAUUUCUACCAAUCCUGAAACUAAGUUUAAAAGGAUUGCAUUAAACUGGGUAGUGAUUACACAGGCUAAUGCGCAUCUGACUGACAGAAGAAGCUGAGUGAAAAUUAUGUUGACAGAGGAAGAGGAAGAUUCUCUUAAAGAUCUUCCACAGUCACUUUGGACUAAAGGGCCAGCAGAUGUAGGGUUAAUUAAAGGAUGCCCACCAGUGGUCAUUAGAGGGAAGACAGAAUAUACUCCACGGAAAAAACAAUAUCCUUUAAAGGAUGAUGCAAAAGAGGGAAUAAGGCCUGUGAUAGAUGAACUGUACAAAGCAGGAGUGUUAGUACAGUGCCCAGAGUCACCUUGUAACACACCAAUUUUCCCAGUUAAAAAGGCUCCUCCUUCUACAUCUUGGAGGAUGGUUCAAGAUCUGAGACCAGUAAAUGAUGCAGUUGUACAAAGAGCACCUAAUGUACCAGAUCCUCACACUUUGUUAAAUACCUUAGAUCCAAGAGCAGAAUGGUUUUCAGUAAUCGAUCUAAGUAAUGCAUUUUUUUCAGUCCCCUUACACCCAGAUAGUCAAUAUUGGUUUGCAUUUACUUUUGAAGGAAAGAAGUACACUUAUACAAGACUACCUCAGGGCUAUGCAGAAAGUCCUACCAUUUUUUCUGAUGCUAUUUCAAACUGUUUAGCGGGAUUUGAGCCACCUAUGAAAAGUCAAAUCAUAACUUAUGUAGAUGACAUUCUCAUAGCAUCAACCUCACAGGAGUUUUGUAAAAAAGACACCAUAGCUUUAUUGACUUAUUUGGCAGAGACUGGAAACAAAGUAAACAAAGACAAAUUACAGCUAUGGACCCCACAAGUUAAAUAUUUAGGCCAUACUUUAACAUCUCAGGGUAGAAAAUUAAAUGAAGACAGAAAAGUGGCGAUUUUAUCAGCACCACAACCCUUAACAAAGAAACAAAUGAUGUCAUUUUUAGGGUUAUGUAAUUACUGUCGCAUGUGGAUUCCAAACUAUGCUGAAAUAGCAGCCCCACUGCAAGAAUUGAUUUAUGAAGCACCUAUGGCAGCUUAUGAUAAAAUUAAAUGGACAGAACAAGGUGUAAAAGCAUUUUGUGAAUUAAAACAAGCAUUAGCCAGAACAACAGUGUUAGCUCUUCCAGAUUACAGUAAACCUUUCAGUCAAACUGUAGACUGUAGAGAUGGAUUUAUGACAUCUGUUUUGUUACAAAAAUAUGGAGAUAAACAGAGACCUGUGGCAUUUUAUUCUUCAAAAUUAGAUCCUGUAGCAAGAGCAACACCUCCUUGUGUUCAAGCAGUGAUAGCAGCAGCAAUGGCAGUGGAAAGCUCAGCUGAAGUAGUGCUUUUCCACAAGCUUACUCUGUAUGUGCCGCAUGCAGUUUCAGUUUUACUAUUACAAACUAAAAUGACAUUUUUAUCACCAGCAAGACACUUAUCAUGUUUAGCUACAUUGGUCUCACAGCCUCACCUGACUGUUGAAAGGUGUACUACAUUGAAUCCAGCUACGCUGAUGCCUACACCAGAAGAUGGAGAACCUCACAAUUGCUUACAAGAAACAACUUUAGUUUACAAGCCGAGACCAGACUUAUCAGAUGUACCACUAACUGAGGGGGAAAUAGUUUUUGUUGAUGGGUCAGCAAAGAAAGAUGAGACAGGCAGGAACAAAGUGGGUUUUGCUGUUGUAACUCAAGAUAAGGUUUUGAAGGCAGGACCCCUGCCCGGAAAUUACUCAGCACAAUCAGCAGAGUUGACAGCCUUAACUGAAGCAUGCAAACUGUUUAAAGAUAAGCCAGUUUCGAUCUAUACUGAUAGCCAAUAUGCGUUUGCUACAGUGCAUUUGUUUUGUCAACAGUGGAAGAACAGAGGGUUUAAAACGUCAACAGGAAAACCAGUAACGCAUGUAGACUUACUGAAAGAAUUAUUAACUGCUGUAAUGUUACCAUCUAAAGUGGCAAUAUGUAAAUGUGAGGGACACACACGAAGAACAGAUCAUAUUUCUAAAGGAAAUGCCUUUGCAGAUGCAACAGCAAAGCAAGCUGCAACAAAAGAUGUAGAAAUAUGCACAAAUGAGGAUGUGACUGCGGAUGCACCCGCUGAUGUUUUAAAGGAAAUGCAACACAGUGCACCGAAACAAGAAAAAGAUUUAUGGUUGAAAAAGGGAGCAAAGUUGGAACAAGGUCUUUAUGUCAGCACAGAAGGUAAACCUAUUUUACCAAAAUCCAUGUACAAAUGGGCAGCAAUUUUGAGUCAUGGGCCUUGCCAUGUCUCAACAGGGGGGAUGAUGAACUUAUUAGAGAAAUAUUAUACAACUUAUGGAUUUAUUCUCUAUUCAAAAAAUUUUUGUAAACAAUGUGUAACAUGUAUGCGUCAUAAUCCCCAAGGCAAUGUUAGACCUAAGAGAGGAAAAUUUCCUGAACCACCUUUUCCUUUCCAUACAAUCCAUAUGGAUUUUAUUGAAUUGAAUAAAAGCAAGGGAUUGAAAUAUUGUUUAGUGAUUAUUGAUGCAUUUUCCAAAUGGGUUGAAAUUUUUCCAUGUGCAACACAAGAUGCUAUUACAGUAGCUAAAGCUAUUUGUAAAAGAAUAAUCCCAACUUUUGGCAUACCACAAGUGAUAAGAAGUGAUAAUGGUACACAUUUUGUAAAUCAAGUGAUAGACAAAAUGGCUCAACAUCUUUGUAUUGAUUUAAAGAGACAUUGUAGUUAUCACCCACAGAGUGCAGGAUUAGUUGAGAGAACUAAUGGCACUAUCAAAUCAAAGUUAAAGAAAUGCAUGGAAGAGACAAACAGACAGUGGCCUGACUGCAUAGACUUAGUUCAACUAAGCAUGCGUAUCACACGCACAGCAGGUCAACCUUUAACGCCUUUUGAAAUGUUGUAUGGACGUUCUUAUAGGUUACCAGACCUUGAUCCUACACAGCAACAUUCUCCAGAUGAUGAUGCAAAUUUAGUGGAUUAUUUGAGAAAAAUGUUUACCACUAAAGAUGUGCAAAGGACAAAUCAAGUGCCAGAUUCCUUUUUAUCUCCACAGGACACUUCACCAGUGCAGGUUGGUGACUGGGUGUUUGUGAAGGCCAUAAAAAGGAAGUGUUGGUCCAGCCCACGUUGGGAAGGGCCAUUCCAAGUCCUGCUGACUACACCAACAGCUGUCAAGAUCGCUGAAAGGACGUCUUGGAUCCACCUGUCACACUGCAAGAAAAAGCAUCUGGGUGAGGCUAAUUCCAACUGCUAGGUGGGGAAGUCUGACUACAAAGGGAGGCAGCCGUAUAGAAGCUGCUUGUCUCAACGUCAGCGAAGCCGAGCGAUCCACCUAGUCUUAGGGAAGAAAGCACACCAGAACUCUUUUGCACUACACGGAUCCUACACUGUUAGAGGACUUGAGGAGGUGAUGUGCUAGUAACCUCUCCCUCCCGAAGACAGGCACAUAUCCACCAUGGCGUGUCCAACUGGGCUAAGAGACAGUUUAUUUUGUUUACUGUUCCUGCUAUUCCUGACAGGAGCCACCACAUGGAUUUGGUUCUUUUGGAAUCAUUAUCCACCUGCAAGAAGAACCACCAACGAGGAAAGACUAAAUGUUUCUCGACGAUGGCUGAGUAUUGAUGAACAUGAUGUUUUGAAUAGUCCAAAAAUGAACAUAACUCACCUGUAUAUGACAAAUUCUUGGUAUAGGUAUGUUAUGUUACUGGCUAAAGAAAGGAAUAGAUCUGAUUGCUAUGUUUGUUCUGUAAUUCCAGCUUCAUCCCUACAUCCUAAUUUGCAGGCAAAGCAAUUUUCUGAGUGGAAAAGCGACUGUGUUAUUGAAUAUAGUACCAGAGGGUAUAUUAGUACUGGAGCCGUCACCACUUCAAAUGGUACUCUUGUAAGACCAAGUUGCAAGAGUUUGUAUCAGUUUAAAAAACUGAAAUUGACAAAAUCAUUAGCUCCAUAUGCUAGUGUGGAACCAGGAACUGUGUUUCCACAUUGCGUAACUAACAAUGGCACAGAGUUUUUAGGAACUUUGCCGACAAAGAUGUGUCAUGAACUUCUUGUUCCCUUCACAGUCCAGAUAAUCAAUGACAGAGUUUCCCAUGGUUAUGCAGUUCCCUGCCCCAGAGGACGUUGUGUUGGAUCUAAUCCAGAUUUAAUGCCAGGUAACAAUGGUACUUAUGUGGUUGAUCAAAUGUUUUGGUUAUGUGGGCAGGCCCUCUACCUCAGUCUGCCUAGAGACUGGAGUGGGAUUUGUGCUCCCGUAAAGGUCACAGAUCACACUUUCAUAGUUUCUGCAGUCCAUGAGCCUCACCUGCGCCACAGACGUAACCUUAUUGAUGUCAAGCCACAUGAUUCCAUUUGGGGAUCAGAUGUACCUGGAGACCAUAAACUCUGGAAUACGGGGCAAAAGGUAACUAUGGCAUUGUUUCCCUGGGUAGGAACUGCUAAAAACGCUCUCAGAAUUGAGACCAUUGAUUAUCGAUUAGGUUUAUUUUUGAACGCUACAAUUAAAGCAUUUAAAGGCUAUAAUGAAGAAAUGUCAAGCAUGAGACUUAUGGUUCUACAGAACAGAUUGGUUUUGGACUUAUUGGUUGCUCAGGAGGGAGGUGUUUGUAAAAUGUUAAAUGACACCUGUUGUACAUUUAUUCCUGACAACACCGAUGAAGGUCACAGCGUCACUGAAGCAUUACAUCAACUUGAAAAGGUUCAGCAGGCAAUGCAGGAUGACAGGAAACCCCAAUCUUGGGAUUUCUUCUCCUGGUUUGCUUUUGGUUCCUGGUGGCAACUUUUGUUAAAAAUAGUGACACCUAUUCUUAUGGUACUGAUCAUAUGUUGUGUGUUCACUAUGUGCAUUUUUCCUUGUAUUCAAUCUAUGAUUUCCAGAGCAGUGAAUGGUGGAGUACAAAGUGUUCUUCUGAGUCAAGAAUACAACUUGUUAUUAAAGGGAGAACAAGAUGACUGUAAUGAUUUUGAAAUUGAAAUGACUUGAAAAAAAAAAAAAAAAACUUCUCAUCUGAGUGUAAAUUGAAAGUGUUAUGAAAAUGAAGAUGUCACAGAAAACUGAAAAGAGAUGUGAUAUUGGAUGUGAGAUUUUAACAUUUAUCAAUGAUAAACAGGAGGGAGUAUGUGAAGGAAUUUGUUUUAUUAUUAUCAUUGUUUAAAUGUAUUUCUUUAAAUGUUAACUCAGAUUGACCUUUUUACCUCUUCUGAAAACAGUUCUGUGUGUUUGGUCAUCUGCUUCUCAUGCCCAGCCAGGAACAGGGGGGUUUUACGACACACUGUCCUCAGCUGAUAAGUGAUACUGUUUGAAGUUAGAAUCCACCAAAGGGGUCAUUGUAUGACACCCCCUAAUGAACUUUUCCUCUUUGUUUUGAAAAUGUUACCUCCUUCUUGUGUUCUUAAUAAAAGGUGCACAGGGAGAGCAGAACCUUUGAGAAGAGCAGCGUGUUGGUUGUUUUCUGUCACACUGGCUGCUUCUCCCUCGUGCAUGAGAAACUUGA
Messenger RNA from Oryzias latipes (Japanese medaka), 8829 nucleotides. NCBI's taxonomy places the organism in Eukaryota, Metazoa, Chordata, Actinopteri, Beloniformes, Adrianichthyidae. The record is from RefSeq and is a predicted model, not a curated record.